Molecule: messenger RNA, 1161 nt
Organism: Lytechinus variegatus (green sea urchin)
Lineage: Eukaryota; Metazoa; Echinodermata; Echinoidea; Temnopleuroida; Toxopneustidae
Product: caveolin-3-like
Exons: 4
Coding region: 607-1161 (184 amino acids)
Biological process (GO): caveola assembly
Cellular component (GO): caveola
Molecular function (GO): molecular adaptor activity
Source: RefSeq, a predicted model, not a curated record
AUCCUUGGAGAAAAUGGGGGACAAUCAUUCCUGCAAAGUUACAUGAAAGUUUUACAACCCCCUCACAAGCUGAUUGAUUGCAAUUAAGAAGCAGAGGAAAGCAUGAGCUAACUUAGGUUGUAGGUUUGAACGGAUGGAACCAAGGAUAUUGGUGGAAGAGUGUGCCUUCGGAAAGGACAACCUGGAAGGAGACUUAAUUACAUAACCAUCGGAUAGUCCUUGGAGAAAGUUAAUUGGGAUGUCAUCCUGGGUGAAGCAACCGGUCAUCAUGAUAAAAGAGCACGGAACAUUACCCAUCUCGAUUUAGCGAAUAGAAGUUUAACUUUGGACCACCGAUGGGGAGAGUGGAAUCAUUCAAGUCCUGAAAGAAUAUAAGAAAUUAUAAUCUAAAUGUAGGACUGGGUGUUCUUGUGAGACCAAGCAGUGCACUUGAAAGGUCUGCCCUAUAUUAGAUGACCCCCACCGAUUGCUCAUCAAUUCCCUAGGCAUCGAGGGGCAACGGUUUUUCGGAAGUGCGACAGGUGAAUUCGGUCGAGGGGGGCAACUGAUUACCCCUAUGCUCCCCUACCUAACUCUUCAAGCUGCACCAUCUAACAAUAGAGUGGUAUGGAUAUGGAUAUCUAUGCAACCCCUGCCGGUGACAUUGACAACAACAUGGCGCACGAAUCGGGAGGAGUGCCUUUGAUGAAUGAACAAAACCAGAACAGCGACACCAACGGCGGACCUAAGUUUCAUCAAGCCAACAUGGUCAAGGACGUAGAGGAUCUCAAUCUAGCCAACAGAGAUCCCAUCAAUAUGACGUCACACGUCAGGAUUGGCUUUGAGGAGGUGUUUGCGGAACCUGACCAUCAGCAGAGCUUCGAUGCAGUCUGGACGACCAGCUUCAUUGUCUACACCCAAUCGAAGAUGUGGUGUUAUCGACUCCUGUCCGCAGCCUUAGCCAUUCCACUAGCUCUCAUUUGUGGAGUUCAACUAGCCUUCUUGACCUUCUGUCACAUCUGGUGGGUAGUACCGUGUUCAAGAGUAUGGAUCUUCAUCUUGAACUGGGUGGGAAGCCUAUGGGCAACCUGCAUCCGUGCCCUCUGUAAUCCCAUCACAGAAUCAUGCAGCAUGCUCCUAGGCAACGUCAAGGUACAGAUGCACACCCCGCAGCACGUAUAG